GCUUUACACUUUCGAACUCGGACACCUUCCCGAGCGCUAACUGUUAUCAACAACCCCGGUUGGUCUGGAAAUGUCAAAUACAUAUAGGAAGCUAAAGCCUCACAUAGCCAGUUAAUAUAUCCAAUGCCUAUUUACAAACCUCGAACGCAGUUCGGCUCACUAUAGCCUUCAAGAUGUGCACCUUCUGUUACACCCCCUACAUCGGAUGCCCCAAAGGACGACGACACUACUACCUCCAAUGGUUGAAAUGCAAAACUGCCAUCAAGAACGGCCACAGCUACUGUCCCAUCGGCGAAUCUACCGAGGUUAGAGAACUCCAGAAGCUGUCUGGGAACGUUCUUGCUUGCCCAUUCCAUACGCACAUCGCCAUACAGCAGAUUGAGUUUGAGUUCCGCCAACGAGACGAAGUUCCAAGCCCGAUAGAAUCUUCCGAGCCUUCUUCUCCCACCACAUCCAACACAACUUGUGUAGCUUCUGAGAACGAAUCCGAGGUUGAGGUCAACCACGCAAGUCAGAAGUCCUUGUACAGACCUUCUAGCACCGCAGUUUACCUCGACCUAAGGUUUCCCAACUCCGGUCCCAUCAAGCGGCACAAGUCAGCAUCACCUCUGAAGACAGAAACCAGAAAAACACAUCGAAGCACGGGCGGGAGCCUAGACAGUCGCAGUGAACCCAACAAAAGCAUUACCUGCGACCAAUCUCCUCCCAGCAGCAGCAAGAGACGUCCGCUCAUCAGCCCAGGCCUCCCAGCUAGCCCGGCUGCAUACCGUCAAAGUCGGAGUCGAAGUCGAAGCCAACCCCCGUUACAGCCACACGCCAAACCCACCUUGAAGGCACUCAAAACCGGGCUUGAUACGAGCACUAAAACCCUGGGGGACGCCAACGAGUUCUCAAAACCAGCCCACUACCCACUGGCACCCAGCCCUCCUCCACCCGAAAUCAUCACGACAUUACCGACCCCAGUUGACCAGGUCAAGCCAUCCAACCCCGACCUCUUGACUCGCCGCCUGGGGCCCUCGACGGCACUUACCAUAUCGAUUACCAAAGCCCCAAAGCUUACCAUUCAAAAAAUCACAUCUUCCAAGUCCGAGCCAGAGCUUAAGUCAACAUCCAAAGGUCCCGAAUCAAGUAAAUCCACCACCACCACCACUCCCCACACAUUCGAUUCCUUCCUCACUCCCUCCGGUACUCUCCAGACCGACGCUCACUCUACCCCCACUCCCACCUCCACCGCGGGCAACACCACCAAGAGCAGUAGCAGCAGCAACCUCUUCACCCGUCUAAAAGACAAUACCACAACAACACUCCAUCAUCCCGCUCUGAGUCGUACACUCAGCGCCAGCACCAGCACCAACCGCCGCCGUCAAGCACCAGCCACAGACCCAAGGAACAUCGCGCCAUGGGAUCAGGUGCUUUUACCGGCCUCUAUCUCCAAGCCUGUCAACCUUGAAGUCGGAGAGAAUAGCUCUACCAAUAUCAAGAAGCCAACCACAGUGCUAGAUGGCACCAACCGCGCUGGUUCGGAAAAAACAAACGCAAUCGACGGUCACCUUCUCCAAGGGAGGUUAGGGGGGCAAGGUCCGAGGACGGCGCCGUUGCCAGCCGAGAUGGAGGUCAUGAUGUCGAGAUUGGAAUCAGUCGGAGUUGGUGUUGGACUUGGGAUUGGAUUGGAUGGAGUUAUCUUGAGUGUUGAUGAUGAGGUAAAUCCUAUAGCGGGACAACACAAGAGGAGUGGUUCGGCUACUUCAUUGAGGGGGAGAAUGGGGCUGGGGCUGGGGCUGGGCUUGAAGAAGAGGGGGGGCGAAUGUUGUUGAUCGGAUGGAUGGCUGUGCAUUGAUUGCAUUUGGGGCUUCCUCGGGGUUUUCCUGAAUGGCAACUGGGCCGACUCGUUACUGAUUGGCGAAUCGGGGCUUGGCUUCCAUUGGGAUGGGGGGCAAUUGACUGUGUAACAGAAAAUCUGAGACGAAUGCAUACAUGCCUAUUCG
Molecule: messenger RNA, 1985 nt
Organism: Neurospora tetraspora
Lineage: Eukaryota; Fungi; Ascomycota; Sordariomycetes; Sordariales; Sordariaceae
Exons: 1
Coding region: 174-1814 (546 amino acids)
Source: RefSeq, a predicted model, not a curated record